Molecule: messenger RNA, 1350 nt
Organism: Eimeria necatrix
Lineage: Eukaryota; Apicomplexa; Conoidasida; Eucoccidiorida; Eimeriidae
Exons: 1
Coding region: 1-1350 (449 amino acids)
Source: RefSeq, a predicted model, not a curated record
AUGCCAGUACCAGCUGAAACAAAAGCAGCAGCAGCAGCAACAACAGCAACUUCACCAGCAUCAGCAGCACCAACAGCAGCAGCAACACACGGAGCAGCAACAGUAGCAGCAGCAGCAGCAACAGCAACAACAGCAACAGCAGCAGCAGCAGCAGCAAACCAAAGCAUAAUAUUUGUUGCUGAGGCUGCGCUGCCCUCCCCAGGUUCAAACGAACUUUUCUGUAGGCCUUUGUGGCUGCAUUCGGAUUUUUGUGUAGAAGAGCAGCACGGAGCCACCUGCUGCAGCAGCAGCCCAGCCACAAACUGCAGCAGCAGCAGCAGCAGCAGCAGCAGCAGCAGCAGCAGCAGCUGCGACCCUGUGGUCUCCGUGAGCGCGUUUGAGGACACUUUAGUUCUGAGCACUCGGCACUCUGUCUUUGUGUAUUUGAGGGAGCUAGAGGCAGCACAAAGAGAGCCAGCAGCAAACACAAAGCAGCAGCAGCAGCAGCAGCAGCAGCAGCAGCAGCAGCAGGAGCCGCAGCAGCAGCGUGCGCGCUGCAGCUGCGCGCUGCCUGCGCGGGUGUGUUACUGCGUGCCGACUGAGGUGUCUGUACACUCGGUGGCCUGCGGCUGGAACCACAUUUUGCUGCUGAGUGAAGAUCAUUUUAUUUAUUCUUUUGGAUGCAAUGAAAAGGGACAGUUGGGGGACAGCAGCAGCAGCAGCAGCAGCAGCAAAUUCGUAAGAGCAGCAGCAGACUACAGCGCCUUCAGGCCCACCUGCGUCCUCGCCGGCGGCGACUUCUCCGUGGCCCUCUGCGAGCCAGCAGCAGCAAACAGCAGCAGCAGCAGCAGCAGCAGCAGCAGCAGCAGCAGCAGCAGCAGCAGCAGCAGCAGCAGCAAUUGUGCUUUCGUGGGGCUCGAACAAAUACGGAGAAUUGGGUUUGGGAGUUGUGGGGAGUUCUGUUGCUGCCAGCAGCAGCCCGCGGGUGGCAGCAGCGCGGGGUGUACGUACACCCGAGACCCCACAGCGCGGGCCAGGUGUACGUACACCCGGCGCCUGCGGCGCGCACUGCUGCCUGCUGCUGACAGCAGCAGCAGCAGCAGCAGCAGCAGCAGCAGCAGCAGCAGUUGGCUUCGGCCUCAACACGGGGGGACAAGUAAACCCUUUCCACUUAAGUCCCCGCGAAGACUGUCCCCAAAAGGUCCCUGUGGGGGCCCCCCUGGGGGCCCUCAGCUGCUCAGACUCCCGCGUGCUGGCCCUCGUUGCUGCGCCCCAAACCAGCAGCAGCAGCAGCAGCAGCAGCAGCAGCAGCAGCAGCAGCAGCAGCGGCGGCGGGGGCGGCGCGCAGGAGGCGCUGCCGCAAGUGGUUAG